AUGAUUCAACUUGCAGCAGUCGAAUACCCAGUUCUGGUUGAAUCUGACACCAAAUUACCUCCUGGCCUUGUUUUCAUGGGCUAUUCGACAGCUCUCAUUCCAAUCCGGGAGACCGAAGAUGGCAUGAUUUCGUGGCAUCUGGAAGUUGCGAGUAAUGAUCGUCAGAUCAAAGCUUCCGAGCUCAAAGCAACACAGUCAGAAUGGCUGCGGAUGACAGAUUUGAAUUACCUCCUCUCAAAGAAAGCACUUUUUGGAUGGUGUUCUCAAGCAGAACUUCGACUGGGUGCGGGUACAGAAGAUCUUGAUGUGACAUGGUCCCAUGCUAAGGAGAAGCCAUUUUCAUUUGAGCUCGCAGGUAUCAACCUUCAAGCUCUUGCACAGCCUGCAGCCCCGGCCCAAUUUGGCAUCCAAGCUGGCGCAUCGUGGAAGCUAGUGAAUAAUACCAUCAGAUUUACCCAGGAUGAUGAAUAUCUAAGGUGCCUGAAUAACAGUAGGGAGCAACAAAUUGUUCUCUAUGAUGUCAGCACUUCCAGAGCUUGGCUUGUUCCUUUGAUCUCAGUGUUACAUCACAUGCUGUUGGUCUACUGGAAACGGAUCCCGGAAAAUUUCCGAGAGAUGAGAUAUUCCUCUGGCCGUCCCUACAUCUCUGCACCCAAAUGCUUCUUAUGA
Penicillium brasilianum is the source of this 669-nucleotide messenger RNA. The record is from the annotation of a GenBank genome assembly. NCBI's taxonomy places the organism in Eukaryota, Fungi, Ascomycota, Eurotiomycetes, Eurotiales, Aspergillaceae.